UUCUGUAGUGUGAAAGUUCAUCACCGGUUUGUUUUGACUUUGCAGGACGCAGUAUGCAUUUUUGCUAAACUUGAGAGUGUUAUAAAGCGGGUUUUGUUUAUAACUAAUGACGGGUUUAUGACACCGUGUCAGGAGAAGAGCUUUGGAUUGGUUUCAGACUGCUCAAUCAUGCUCAUGUGUAAACGGUGGGUGCUGUGCUCGCUGAAGGGUCAGUAUAGGAGCUUGAGCUCCUCAGCCUCCCGCAGGAGUGUCAUGCCCGCAUGGGUCAUCGACAAAUACGGGAAAAACGACGUGUUGAGAUUCACCAAGAACGCAGCGCUUCCGAUCAUCCACUAUCCCAAUGAGGUGAUCGUGAAGGUGCACGCGGCGAGCGUGAACCCCAUCGACAUCAGUAUGAGGGGUGGUUAUGGAGCAGCUACUAUGGCCAUGAAACGUGACCCACUGAACAUGAACCAGUCAGGCAGUGAGUUUCCUCUAAUCCUGGGGCGGGAUGUAUCCGGAGAGAUCAUGGAAUGUGGGCUAGAUGUGAACUACUUUAAACCAGGAGAUCAGGUGUGGGCCGCGAUCCCUCCGUGGAAGCAGGGCAGCCUGGCAGAGUUUGUAGUGCUCAGUGCCAAUGAGGUGUCACAUAAGCCCAAAUCACUGAGACAUGUUGAAGCAGCAUCCAUCCCGUAUGUGGCAGCAACAGCCUGGUCUGUCAUCGUCAAUACUGGUGGUCUGAAUAAAGACAACGGUUCUAAGAAACGUGUUCUUAUACUGGGAGGAUCAGGAGGAGUGGGAACCUUAGCAAUACAGAUGGUAAAGGCCUGGGGUGCCCAUGUGACUGUAACAUGUUCCCAGAAUGCCGAGCGUUUGGUGAGAGAUCUGGGUGCUGAUGAUGUCGUGGACUACACUGCUGGACCAGUCGAAAAACAACUACAGACAUUACAAAAGUUUGAUUUGAUUUUAGACAAUAUUGGGGGUGAAACUGAAAAAUGGGCACUCGAUCUCCUGAAACCCUGGAAUGGCGCUAAAUACGUUACUCUAGUAACACCGUUCCUGCAUAACACAGACCGACUGGGCCUCGCAGACGGAAUGAUGCAGUCUGGAGUCACCAUAGGAUGCAAAGUGCUGAAGCACCUCAGGAAAGGAGUGCACUACCGCUGGGGUUUCUUUGCUCCCAGCGGUCCUACGCUGGAUGAGAUUAGCGAAAUGGUUGAUGCUGGAAAGGUCCGUCCUGUGGUGGAGGAAGUGUUCUCAUUUGCUCACGUACCCCAAGCCUUUCAGAAAGUAGAACAGGGUCAUGCUCGUGGCAAAACUGUGGUUUCCAUCGCUGAGGACAAAAAAUAGUAGCUAUGGCUACCAAAAACAUAUGCCAGCCCAGGACUAUUUUUGAAAGUGUCCGUUGAAUUAAAAAUAUUUACCUAA
Molecule: messenger RNA, 1407 nt
Organism: Carassius auratus (goldfish)
Lineage: Eukaryota; Metazoa; Chordata; Actinopteri; Cypriniformes; Cyprinidae
Gene: rtn4ip1
Product: reticulon 4 interacting protein 1
Exons: 9
Coding region: 118-1329 (403 amino acids)
Cellular component (GO): mitochondrion
Molecular function (GO): oxidoreductase activity
Source: RefSeq, a predicted model, not a curated record